Molecule: messenger RNA, 981 nt
Organism: Lolium perenne
Lineage: Eukaryota; Viridiplantae; Streptophyta; Magnoliopsida; Poales; Poaceae
Source: RefSeq, a predicted model, not a curated record
UCUUAUGGAGAAACUAUGGGGGUGGGAAAGGCUGCUACCACUGUCCGUUUCUGUUAAGUCGGCCGACUAUCGUAGCUAUCUUGAGGAGUAUUUCAAACACAAUGCUUCUGAGUUUGCUGCUGGUGCUCCUGCCAACCAAAAUCCCGAGGAUUCGCAAAUCGCAAAUAAUUCUUACAUGGGUGCUGAUCUUGUCAAAUCUUGUCUCAAGAUGGAGGACGAACUCCUAUCUGAGUGGAAGACUCGAGUGAGAUGUAGCAUGAAUGACACCUUAUCAGUCAGCACUAUUAUUCAGUGUAACCUUAUUAAGGAGCUAGUACUUUCAAUUUGCAGCACAGGGGGUGAAUUGUUUUCUCUUGCUUUACUGUGUAUCACCAAGGAGGCUGACCUGAUGUGUGAGCUGUUGAAGCAUGGCGCUGAGCCUUUUGAUGACAUCAUCCAGCAGAGCAUUGUGAUCCGCAUGUGUGUCUUGGGCCUUGCGAACCUCAAAGGGCACCAAUCUAUUUCUGUCGCUGCUGCAAUGGUGGGUAUGACAUAUGAGGCCAAGAAGAUGUGUGAUUGGAUCAAGAGAGAGAAGAAGCUUCUCACCUUCAGCCUGUCUGAGCCUAAUGGUCUUGAGUGCUGCUUGAUCCGGAUCAAAGCCUUGGGUGUUAUGACAAGCAUACUGGAGGAUUGUUCCUUUCCUUGUAUAUAAGAAGAUGCGGGAUGAUGAUGCAAUGUCAUAUGGCUAGAUAAGGGUUGGAGCAAGGAUGGGGACCCACCCAUGCAUGGGUUUCUUUUAACUGGAACACUAUAGUCUUAGUUUUAAGUACUCCGUAGAUACUUAGUACUGCUGGGUUAUGUGGUGGUGCUGUUUGCUCUUAUAUAUUAUGGUACUGUUGGAUUAUAUUACUGCUACCGGACCAAACUGUGCUGCUGUAUUGUACAAAACAUGGUACUCCCUCCAUCAUGCCGAAGUUGUCGGUGUUCAUGUUUGGGCACAAU